Histoplasma capsulatum G186AR is the source of this 1617-nucleotide messenger RNA. RefSeq names its product MRS7 family protein. Gene Ontology annotation, cellular component: mitochondrial inner membrane. The record is from RefSeq and is a predicted model, not a curated record. Gene Ontology annotation, molecular function: ribosome binding. Lineage: Eukaryota; Fungi; Ascomycota; Eurotiomycetes; Onygenales; Ajellomycetaceae. The coding region runs from base 1 to 1617 and encodes 538 amino acids. Gene Ontology annotation, biological process: intracellular monoatomic cation homeostasis. The transcript is spliced from 3 exons.
AUGGCCGCAUUACGCCGCCACUCCCCAGGAAAUCUAGGCACAUAUUUGACUGCGACUUCGCGUUACCGGCGCUCCCUACCCCAGCAUGUCCAUGCCCUGGCCAUUCUCAUACCGCUCCAGCAGCAACAGCAACGCGGUUAUGCUACCCAACAGACCCCUUCCACAAAUCCUUUAGAGCAAUCACCAUUCCCUCCUCCAGGAUUUAGCGCGGACCUGGCGAAGAAACCACUCCCAGCAGAGACUGCACAGAAACCCACACCGGCAUCAUUACAGUCAGAGAAAACUGAAUGCGAACCCCGCGAGCAGAUCCAAGUUACGGCCGCCACGGAUAGAUCGCCAGCGAAAGGGUUGGUUGCGGAAGGAAGGGAUUUAAGUUCACAUGAUGUUGAAGCUGCAGAAAUAACGGCUGUUGAGGAGAAGAAAGAAACUAAGAAACUUACCCUGGGUCAGAGGAUCAAGAAGGAGGCCCAGCAUUAUUGGGAUGGGACAAAGCUGUUGGCUACGGAAGUCAAGAUCAGUACACAACUUGCUCUAAAAAUGGCAGCUGGUUAUGAACUUAGCCGCAGAGAACAUCGACAACUCCGACGUACAGUUCAAGAUUUGGCUCGACUGGUACCUUUCUCUGUCUUUGUUAUCGUCCCAUUCGCUGAAUUCCUUCUACCGGUCGCACUAAAGCUCUUCCCAAACUUGCUUCCCAGCACUUAUGAAGGUCAAAAGUCCAAAGAAGAAAAGGCGGCUAUACUUCAGGCUACGCGGAGGGAAAUGGGGUCUUUUCUUCAGAAUACCCUUAAGGAGACUGGCCUUCCAGUCAAUUCCAGAUACUCUAAAAAGGAAGAGUUCACUGAAUUUUUUAGAAAGGUUCGAGCUACAGGAGAAUCUCCCUCCGAAGACGAUGUUAUAAAGGUCUGCCAGACCUUCAAGGAUGAUCUCACCUUGGACAACUUGUCACGACCCCAACUGGUGGCAAUGUGCAAAUACAUAAAUCUCAAUACUUUCGGUACAGACGCAAUGCUCCGGUACAAUGUGCGUCACCGGAUGCGUCAGAUUAAGCGUGAUGACAAAGCCAUCUCAUUUGAAGGCGUUGACACUCUUUCCGUUCCCGAACUUCAGAUGGCUUGUGCUUCGCGUGGACUACGCACUCAUGGUAUCUCUCCAGGCCGUCUGCGGGAUGACCUGUCCAUGUGGCUAGACCUACGGCUCAAGAAGGGCGUGCCUUCGACCCUCCUCGUCCUCAGCAACGCCUAUAUGUACACGCAGAAUUCCCAGGACUACGAAAUUUCUUCCCAGAUCGAUGCUCUCCGAUCCGUCCUGUCCAGCAUCCCCGAAGAGCUCUUCCACGAAAUUGAGCUCGAGGUGCAUAAUGCCGAAGGCGCGGCUACCAACAAGCAACGUCUUGAGGUUAUCAAGGAGCAGCAAGAGCUCAUUGAAGAGGAAAACGAGCAAAACACUGAAAACGAAGAGGCUGGUGUUACUGCUCCGAAGGAUCAUGAGGAUAUCGAUGAGACGGACGACAAGAACAUGGAGGCAGCGGCUCCAGGUCAGGAAACCCAGAGUUCGGAGGCUCGGGAAUCUGAAAAUGAUACCGAGAAGCAGCAGGAGAAGGAGAAAAAGGAAUAA